UGGAAAAAUAUUAUGGUAUUCAGUCUUGCACAUUUCAGAAUGAAGACUAGCUAUUUCUUGGUGGUUCUGGUGGCAUUGACCUUGGUUCCCGAGGACGUGGACGGCUGGUUCUUCCGGUCCGUGCGAAGAAUUCGCAUCAGCCCGUACCACACGCUCGGCUGUAUGGCGGCCUGUAAGUGGGCGAGGAGCUGGGCGUGUAAGGCCUGUAAGAGGAAGAGGGGGCUCGACCAACAUACAGCUGAACUGGAUGACGAGGCCUUGGACGUUCCUAAAGUUCUGCAAACCCUUGACGUUAACGGAGAUGGGUUUCGUCGAGCUCGGCGAGAUCGCUCAGGUGACCGGUCUGAAAGUGUGAAACCCUGUUCUCGUGACGAGAUUCCACAAGGCAGAUCUCAACGGCGAUGGCAAACUGGAUGUUCAUGAAUUGGAAGCUUUUCAACUUUGAGAACAAAAAGGAAUUUCUGGAAGCCAUUAAGGAGGAUGGUGCAGAUGACGUCACGUUUUAGCUAAUCAUACGUGAUUUUUCAUAAAGAUUGAGAAAUAUGGUUGAGGGAUUAAAUAAAAUGUGAAAACAG
This is a messenger RNA of Gigantopelta aegis, 575 nucleotides long. RefSeq lists its product as uncharacterized. NCBI's taxonomy places the organism in Eukaryota, Metazoa, Mollusca, Gastropoda, Neomphalida, Peltospiridae. The coding region runs from base 13 to 423 and encodes 136 amino acids. The record is from RefSeq and is a predicted model, not a curated record. The transcript has 4 exons.